Molecule: messenger RNA, 1021 nt
Organism: Manihot esculenta (cassava)
Lineage: Eukaryota; Viridiplantae; Streptophyta; Magnoliopsida; Malpighiales; Euphorbiaceae
Product: zinc finger A20 and AN1 domain-containing stress-associated protein 4
Exons: 2
Coding region: 349-819 (156 amino acids)
Molecular function (GO): zinc ion binding; DNA binding
Source: RefSeq, a predicted model, not a curated record
UACAAUUGGUUCGCUUCCAUUUUGGCCCAAUCCUUCCAGUUUCAGAUAUUUUCCUUCUGCCUUUUUAACUAAUUAUUAUAAUUAACAAUCAUUAAUUAUCUUAAUUAACUUUCACUAGUAAUUUAUAAUCAUUAUCAUCAUUUGUCCCUUUUCGCCGCUCCUCCCUUUUUUUUUUUUUUUUGUUUCUCUUUCUGUUUGUUUCUUCUAAUUUCUUUCUUUUUCUCUUCCCUUUAAUAUUCCUUCUCUGCAUAUCGAUUUCCAGUCUCGGAAUUCUCUCUAUUCUUCUUCAUUUCCUCUGGUUACACAGGUUGGAAGGAAGCGAAAUUGAGAUCUAUAAUAGUUUGUAAUAUGGCGGAGGAGCAUAGAUGGCAAGCGCCCGAAGGUCACCGUCUCUGCGCCAAUAACUGUGGAUUUUUUGGAAGUCCCGCCACGAUGAACCUCUGCUCCAAAUGUUACAGUGACUAUUGUCUCAAGGAACGACAACAACGACAAGCAUCCAUUAAAGCCUCUCUCUACGUUUCAUCUUCUUUAUCUUCUGUCCCGGCCGGCGAUUCUCAGCCUCCUCCGGCGAUCGCCUUGCCGGAGGUUAAGAGUCAUACGACGGAGGUUCCGGCGGCGGUUGAGCAUCCUAGUCGGUGCUUCAUGUGCAGGAAGCGGGUUGGAUUGACCGGGUUUAAGUGUCGCUGUGGUACCAUGUUCUGUGGGACCCAUAGGUACCCGGAGAAGCAUGGCUGCACCUUUGAUUUCAAGAAAGUCGGAAGAGAGGAGAUCGCGAGGGCCAAUCCUCUCGUCGUAGCUGAGAAACUCGAGAAGAUUUAAUCUGGACCGUUGGAUCUUAUGAAUCGGAUAAAAACAACAAACAAACCAUAACGAUGAUCGGCCUUCAAUAGGACAAAAAAAAAACCACCACCGUCGAUCACAGCCGCGUAUCACACAGCUGAUCCGGCUUAGCUCUGUGGAAUUGAUAAUCUUUUCUAUAUCUUCCUUCUUAAUAUUAUUAUAAAAUUAUAUUCUCAAUCAA